AUGUGCAAAAUAUGCAACCUGUUCUCUCCAAGCCAGUCUAUGCUCUUGGUUCAUGUAACAGAGACACACUCCACUGAGGGUGGGAAUCCUGAUGAUAUCAUAGUUCCUCUGAAGCCUUUACCAAGCCAGCAAGAAAAUGGGACAGAUGGUGUAGUCAAGAGGAAACGUGGUAGACCUAAGGGCUCUACUAAAAAGAUCCAUGCAGAGGAAGUGACAUCACACACAGCAUCCAGUCAAAAGCAAAAACAAACAUUAGAUAUACAAUCAGAAACUGUCGCAGAGCAACAGACUGAUGAUGGCAGCGCUCUGGAGUGUAAAAGAUGCAAUCGCAAGUUCAGCAAUAAGCGGCAAAUUUCCAAACACAUCUGCUUUGUAGGACUGAAAGAGGCAGGCGAAGAAGAAGAGGACGACAAUGAACAUGACUCUGAGGCCAAACAGGGAAUAGGAAGUGGAGAGGAAGAUAAAGAACGGGCUCCAAAGAGGGCACGCACAAUACGAACAGAGAAGGUCUCUUGCGUAAAGGCAUCAGAAUCAACAACUGGCUCUAAAAACCCCAUCAUCAGCGUGAUUCUUGCGGCCCAUGAAGCCAUUCCUGGUGCCACUAAGAUAGUUCCUAUUGAGGCUGCCACAGCAGAACCUGCUCCUCAGGCAGAUGCAGAUACAGGUUCUCAAGAAGCAGGGUCAAAAAGAGGAUACCAAGAAUAUGCCAUACAGCAAGCUGCCUAUGAAGUGCCUUUGAAGUCAAACAGGUUGGGUCAGACCCAGCUGAAAAUCUUCACUUGCGAAUACUGCAACAAAGUCUUCAAGUUUAGACACUCAUUGCAAGCACAUUUGCGAAUCCAUACUAAUGAGAAACCGUUCAAGUGCACCCAGUGUGAUUACGCCAGCACCAUUAAAGCCAAUCUCAGCGUCCACAUGCGUAAGCACACUGGAGAGAAGUUCAGCUGUGAGCACUGCUCCUUCAGCUGCCUCAGCAAGGGUCACCUCAAAGUGCAUGUAGAGAGAGUGCACAAAAAGAUCAAGCAGCAUUGCCAUUUCUGUAAGAAGAAGUACUCAGAUGUUAAAAACUUGCUCAAGCACAUGCGAGAAAGCCAUGACCUGGAGGACAAGAAAGUCAAAGAAUCCUAUGAUGAGUACAGCCUUCAGACACGGGAGGGCAAGAGACAGCUUUUAUACGACUGUCAGAUUUGCGAUCGCAAAUUCAAGAACGAGCUUGACCGCGAUCGUCAUAUGAUGGUCCAUGGAAGUAAAAGACCUUUUGGCUGUGAGCUGUGCGAUCAUGGUUCAACCAAGUUUCAGGCUUUGCAGGCCCAUAUAAGAAAACAUCCCUUUAUAUAUGUGUGCGCUAUAUGUCUGCAGAAAUUUGUCAGCUCUGUGCGUUUAAAAUCACACUUGCGUGAGGUUCACCCUGAUGCAGAAGAAUCCCCAGCCUUCACCGACUCCAUCAGGAGUAGUUUCUGUCUUUUGAAACCCGGCGAUGACAUUCAGCGAGAGAUGCUCAAACAGGACGAACUUGAGAUCACUGAGGAGCUGUCUCUCCUCAAUGCCCAGGAGGAGGUUCUAGUUUCAGACAUUGACAGCACAGAAAAGCAAGAAGCUCAAGUCCAAAGCUCAGAAGCCCUGACAGUAGAAGCGGAACUACUGCCACAAGAUUUACACGAGGAGUUACCCCUCAAGGACAGCAGUGAUGUUUGUGCAGUUAACGAGAGUCAAAAAUCCAUAGAAAGAAGCACUCAGGAUGUGAUCUGUGAUCAAACACCAAAUAAGCUUCAAAACGACCAGCUGCAGGUAGAGUGCAAUGCAGCAGAACUGGAACAUCCUGGUCAAGAGGUCAUACCUUUGUCUUUGGGUGAUAGUUCUGCGGCCAGCACAGAUGAAUCAGAGGGUAAGCAUUCUUUAUCACAAGCUAAUUGUCAGGUGGAAGAGACUCUAACACAAACAGACACUGCCCCUGAUGGUGAGGAGGACACACUUGGAGUACAGCAAGAGAAGUCGGCUUUCAGACAGAUCAUUGACCAAAUGCAAAAAAGGAGAUUGAACAUGGAGGUUUUUGAAAGAAUACGGAAGGUAUAUGGAGAUCUGGAAUGUGAAUAUUGUGGUAAACUCUUCUGGUACCAAGUGCAUUACAAUAUGCACGUGCGAACGCAUACACGGGAGCAUUUGCAUUACUGUUCUCAAUGCAGUUAUUCCUCCAUCACCAAGAACUGCCUCAAACGCCAUGUCAUUCAGAGACAUAGUAAUAUUCUACUUAAGUGCCCCACUGAAGGCUGCCAGUACUGCACUUCUGAUAAAUACAAGUUGCAGGCCCACCUCAAAACACACACCGACCCAGAGAAAAAGAGUUUUGUAUGUCCUGUGUGUGAGCAGUCAUUUCCAGAGGACAAACUGAAAUCACAUAUCAAAACCAACCAUCCGGAUGCACCAAUAGACACCAUUUCUGAGGCUCUGGGAAUGCGGGUGCAGAUGAAAGGAGUGAUUGGGAAAAGAGCUUCCAAAUGUCCCUACUGCGAUUGCUACUUCAUGAGGAGUGGAGCAGACCUACAGCAGCACAUAUGGGCUCAUGAAGGAGUGAAACCGUUUAAAUGCUCCCUGUGCGACUACGCCUCUCGCAGCAAAAGCAAUCUAAAGGCUCACAUGAACAGACACAACACAGAGAAAACUCACCUGUGUGAUCUGUGUGGGAAGAAGUUCAAGUCCAAGUCCACUUUAAAAAGUCACAAGCUGAUGCACACAGCCGACGGAAAACAGUUUAAAUGUACUGAGUGCGAUUUUACUGCUGCACAGAAGCCUCAGCUCCUACGCCACAUGGAGCAGCAUGCUUCGUUCAAGCCCUUCCGUUGUGCCCAUUGCCACUAUUCGUGCAACAUAUCAGGUUCACUGAAGAGACAUUACAAUAAGAAACAUCCAAAUGAACAGUAUUGCAACGCGGGACCUGGGGCAGCCUCUUCCGAAACAGUGAUAGAGCAAGGUGGAGUGAAGUGCCCAGUGUGUAAUUAUGUUUAUGGUACUAAAUGGGAGAUGAAUAGGCACCUGAAGAACAAACAUGGUCUCAAGGUUGUUGAGAACGACAGUCUUGGGCUAAAUCAGUGGGAGGUGGUGGAGUCACUGGAAGAACCCACACAGUAUUUACACAUAACUGAGACAGAAGACCCACAGAGUACAGAAACCGCUGUAUCAGCGUUACAGGACCUGCGCUUCAACACACAGAAUGGAGACAGACUGGAUCCCACUGCAGUUAAUAUUCUCCAGCAGGUAAUCGAGCUGGGGUCUGACAAUCCUGAUGCUACUGUGGCCUCGGUGGUUGCCAUGGCACCUGGUACAGUUACUGUACUUGAGCAGGUUGCGGAGGAAGAGCAGCAGACAGAUCACGCCAUGAUGAUCCAGGACGCUCUUCAGCAGGCUUCGGUCGGUCUAGGAGAGGAGCACCACCUGGUGGUGUCAUCAGAUGACGUGGAGGGAAUCAAGACCGUCACCGUGUACACCCAAGGGGAGGACGCCUCUCAGUUCAUAGUCUACGUUCAGGAGGCUGUGCAAACCGAGGAAGCAACCGCAGAGGUUGUGUGAGGAAACCAAACCUUGUCCCAGAACUGCUCAAAGACACGUUAGCUCACCAGACCUACAUCUGGAGACUGCCACUUG
Molecule: messenger RNA, 3639 nt
Organism: Chanos chanos (milkfish)
Lineage: Eukaryota; Metazoa; Chordata; Actinopteri; Gonorynchiformes; Chanidae
Gene: zfat
Product: zinc finger and AT hook domain containing
Exons: 15
Coding region: 1-3564 (1187 amino acids)
Biological process (GO): regulation of gene expression
Cellular component (GO): nucleus
Source: RefSeq, a predicted model, not a curated record